AUGUCUUUAAUCAUUAGAAAUAUUUCAAGUAUAAGAGAAGAAUGGAAAUAGUUAGUGAAAAAAAGGAUAAAGAAGAACAAAAGAAAAAAUUAAUAUACUGUAGCUUAUUAAUUUGAUCAAGCUCAAGACAAAAACAUUAAGAAAACUGAUUUACUUAUGAUUGUUAAAAAUAUUCCCCAUACUAUACCUAAUAUCAAUGUUUUUAGACUAAAAACAAAUAUCCAGUUCUCAAUGAACAUAAAUAAUGAAUUUUCUAUGGGAUCACUUUCUAUUGACCCUCAUUCAAACAAUUAUAAAGUGGUAAGGAUCGAUAAACGAAAAAACCUUACUAUUCUAACAUUAGAUUAGAUAAAUAGACCUAUAACACCAUCCGAUGUGCUAUAUCAAAUAUUUAAGAACAGAAAUUAACAAUUAGCUGAAGCAUUUUACCUUUAUGAUUUAAGGAAUCUUGAGGCCUCUAAAUUGACAUUAAAUUAGAUCUCAGAAAUUAAUGAAUUUGAGUCUUCUAUAAAAAGUUCUCCAUAUGCAUGUUAUGUAUCAAUAUAUGAGAAUGGAAUGUGGAGAACUUUUUAAAAAGUAUUUAAUCAUAAAAUGCUUGAAGUAUUAGCAAUCUCUGAGAAUAUGCUAAUAAAUUAUUGUAAUGAAACCAAACUAAUUCCAUUAAGUGCUUAUUUUGAUGUAUCUGAUGGACAACUUCAUAUAUUUAAAAAAAUUUUUUCGGCAAGAGUAGAAUAAACGGAUACUAAAAGAGAUUAUAUAAACUAUAAUGGAGAUAGAUUUACAGCUACUUUGAAAAUAAAGACUUUUAUUAUUAAGAAUGAAGAUAAGGAUUAGUUAUUUGAGUAUACUUAUUGUGUAACUGAUUGUGAAAAUAAGUGGAUGUCUGGAGAAAGAGUAAAAAAGAAUGAAAUGGAAUAUUUUAAUAUUAAACCAAGUAAUUCUACAACUGAUGAAUCAUCAUAUUUGGAGUCAUCAAAAAGAUGUGGAUUCAAGUAACUUUUGUGA
This is a messenger RNA of Paramecium pentaurelia, 1005 nucleotides long. The record is from the annotation of a GenBank genome assembly. Lineage: Eukaryota; Ciliophora; Oligohymenophorea; Peniculida; Parameciidae.